This is a messenger RNA of Arvicola amphibius (Eurasian water vole), 7046 nucleotides long. RefSeq names its product ATPase plasma membrane Ca2+ transporting 2 (gene Atp2b2). Gene Ontology annotation, molecular function: ATP binding; ATP hydrolysis activity; P-type calcium transporter activity. The transcript is spliced from 25 exons. The coding region runs from base 523 to 4254 and encodes 1243 amino acids. Gene Ontology annotation, cellular component: intracellular membrane-bounded organelle; postsynaptic density membrane. Gene Ontology annotation, biological process: calcium ion transmembrane transport; regulation of cytosolic calcium ion concentration. The record is from RefSeq and is a predicted model, not a curated record. NCBI's taxonomy places the organism in Eukaryota, Metazoa, Chordata, Mammalia, Rodentia, Cricetidae.
CGCAGCAGGGGCGGCGGCAGCGGCAACGGCAGCGGCGGCGGCAUCGUCGCCCCAGAGCGGGCGCAGGGUUCUCCACCCUCAAACUGUGGACUGACAGCAGCCAAGGAGACAGAGUUGAACUUGGUCACACAGUCUCCAGAGCCAGCAAGACAUGGGCCCCAUUGUACAACUCCUGGCACCCCUGAUGUGACUAGAAGACGUGGACGGGAGCUUUCCCGACCAUGUAGAUGCCAGCCCCAGGGAGCAUCAUGGGCCCCAAUGAAUGGAGUCUCCUGGGUCAACAACCCUGAGCCUCUGUGGCCCCUGGACCUCACCCCCUUCCUGGGGACACUCCUCAGAGCUCUCCAGUGUUGUUGCCAGCCCACCUCAGCCAUCACCACCUCCUGGGACUCGGAGCCGGCCGCCUCGAGCUACUAUCCUCUGGUGAGGGUGUACUGAGGACAGCCACACACAGCCAUCACCCGGAAGCCCCUUUUCCAGUGCUGACCCUCAGGUCCAGCCUGAGCAGAGACUUCAGCAAACAUGGGUGAUAUGACCAACAGCGACUUUUACUCCAAAAACCAAAGAAAUGAGUCGAGCCAUGGAGGCGAGUUCGGGUGCACCAUGGAGGAGCUGCGCUCCCUCAUGGAGCUGCGGGGAACCGAGGCUGUGGUCAAGAUCAAAGAGACAUAUGGGGACACUGAAGCCAUCUGCCGGCGCCUCAAAACCUCGCCUGUAGAAGGUUUGCCAGGCACUGCUCCAGACCUGGAAAAGAGGAAACAGAUUUUUGGGCAAAACUUCAUACCUCCAAAGAAGCCAAAAACCUUCCUGCAGCUGGUAUGGGAAGCACUGCAGGACGUGACGCUCAUCAUCCUGGAGAUCGCAGCCAUCAUCUCCCUGGGACUGUCCUUCUACCACCCACCCGGAGAGAGCAACGAAGGAUGUGCCACAGCCCAGGGUGGGGCAGAGGAUGAAGGUGAGGCAGAAGCAGGCUGGAUUGAGGGGGCCGCCAUCCUGCUGUCGGUCAUCUGCGUGGUCCUGGUCACAGCCUUCAAUGACUGGAGUAAGGAGAAACAGUUCCGGGGCCUGCAGAGCCGCAUUGAGCAGGAGCAGAAAUUCACCGUGGUCCGGGCCGGCCAGGUGGUCCAGAUCCCUGUGGCUGAGAUCGUGGUCGGGGACAUCGCCCAGAUCAAAUAUGGUGACCUCCUUCCUGCCGACGGCCUCUUCAUCCAGGGCAAUGACCUCAAGAUCGAUGAAAGCUCGCUCACAGGGGAGUCUGACCAGGUGCGCAAGUCUGUGGAUAAGGACCCCAUGCUGCUGUCAGGGACCCACGUGAUGGAGGGAUCAGGACGGAUGGUAGUGACUGCUGUGGGUGUGAACUCUCAGACUGGCAUCAUAUUUACCCUGCUUGGGGCUGGAGGUGAAGAAGAAGAAAAGAAAGACAAAAAAGGUGUGAAGAAGGGGGAUGGCCUUCAGCUACCAGCGGUCGACGGCGCAGCACCUGCAAACGCUGCAGGUAGCGCAAAUGCCAGCCUAGUCAAUGGUAAAAUGCAGGAUGGCAGUGCCGACAGCAGCCAGAGCAAAGCCAAGCAGCAGGAUGGGGCAGCUGCUAUGGAGAUGCAGCCCCUCAAGAGCGCAGAGGGUGGCGACGCAGAUGACAAGAAGAAAGCCAACAUGCACAAGAAGGAGAAGUCGGUGCUUCAGGGCAAGCUCACCAAGCUGGCUGUGCAGAUCGGCAAGGCGGGCCUGGUGAUGUCAGCCAUCACAGUAAUCAUCCUGGUGCUCUACUUCACCGUGGACACCUUCGUGGUCAACAAGAAGCCAUGGCUGACAGAGUGCACGCCCGUCUACGUGCAGUACUUCGUCAAGUUCUUCAUCAUUGGUGUGACGGUGCUGGUGGUCGCUGUGCCCGAGGGCCUCCCUCUGGCUGUCACCAUCUCCCUGGCCUAUUCUGUGAAGAAAAUGAUGAAGGACAACAACCUGGUACGCCACCUGGACGCCUGUGAGACCAUGGGCAAUGCCACGGCCAUCUGCUCGGACAAGACAGGCACGCUGACCACCAACCGCAUGACCGUGGUCCAGGCCUACGUCGGCGAUGUCCACUACAAGGAGAUCCCUGAUCCCAGCUCCAUCAAUGCUAAAACCAUGGAGCUGCUGGUCAACGCCAUCGCCAUCAACAGCGCCUACACCACCAAGAUCCUGCCCCCGGAAAAGGAGGGCGCCCUGCCGCGGCAGGUGGGCAACAAGACUGAGUGUGGCCUGCUGGGCUUCGUGCUGGACUUGAAGCAGGACUACGAGCCGGUGCGCAGCCAGAUGCCGGAAGAGAAGCUGUAUAAGGUGUACACCUUCAACUCCGUGCGCAAGUCCAUGAGCACCGUCAUCAAGAUGCCCGACGAGAGCUUCCGCAUGUACAGCAAGGGUGCCUCCGAGAUCGUGCUCAAAAAAUGCUGCAAGAUCCUUAGUGGAGCGGGGGAGCCCCGUGUCUUCCGGCCCCGUGACAGAGAUGAGAUGGUGAAGAAGGUGAUAGAGCCCAUGGCCUGUGACGGGCUCCGUACCAUCUGUGUGGCCUACCGUGACUUCCCCAGCAGCCCUGAGCCCGACUGGGACAAUGAGAAUGACAUUCUCAAUGAACUCACAUGCAUCUGCGUGGUGGGCAUUGAAGACCCAGUGCGACCUGAGGUCCCAGAAGCCAUCCGCAAGUGCCAGCGGGCAGGUAUCACAGUCCGCAUGGUCACUGGUGACAAUAUCAACACAGCCCGGGCCAUUGCCAUCAAGUGUGGCAUUAUUCACCCUGGAGAGGAUUUCCUGUGCUUGGAGGGCAAAGAGUUCAACCGGAGGAUCCGCAAUGAGAAGGGGGAGAUUGAGCAGGAGCGGAUUGACAAGAUCUGGCCAAAGCUGAGAGUGCUGGCUCGCUCCUCGCCCACGGAUAAGCACACGCUGGUUAAAGGCAUCAUUGACAGCACACACACUGAGCAGCGGCAGGUGGUGGCUGUGACAGGGGAUGGGACCAACGAUGGACCUGCUCUCAAGAAGGCCGAUGUGGGCUUCGCAAUGGGCAUCGCAGGCACAGAUGUGGCCAAGGAGGCCUCAGACAUCAUCCUGACAGACGACAACUUCAGCAGCAUUGUCAAGGCAGUGAUGUGGGGCCGGAAUGUCUAUGACAGCAUAUCCAAAUUCCUGCAGUUUCAGCUGACGGUCAACGUGGUGGCUGUGAUCGUGGCCUUCACAGGUGCCUGCAUCACACAGGACUCCCCUCUCAAGGCCGUGCAGAUGCUUUGGGUGAACCUCAUCAUGGACACGUUCGCCUCCCUGGCCCUGGCCACAGAGCCGCCCACUGAGACUCUGCUCCUGAGGAAACCUUACGGCCGCAACAAGCCGCUCAUCUCGCGAACCAUGAUGAAGAACAUCCUGGGCCAUGCCGUUUACCAGCUCACCCUCAUCUUCACCCUGCUCUUUGUGGGUGAAAAGAUGUUCCAGAUCGACAGCGGGAGGAACGCACCCCUGCACUCACCCCCUUCAGAGCACUACACCAUCAUCUUCAACACCUUCGUCAUGAUGCAGCUUUUCAACGAGAUCAACGCCCGCAAGAUCCACGGCGAGCGCAACGUCUUUGACGGCAUCUUCCGGAACCCUAUCUUCUGCACCAUCGUGCUGGGCACGUUUGCCAUCCAGAUAGUGAUCGUGCAGUUUGGCGGAAAGCCCUUCAGCUGCUCUCCGCUUCAGCUGGACCAGUGGAUGUGGUGUAUCUUCAUCGGCCUGGGAGAGCUUGUCUGGGGCCAGGUCAUUGCCACCAUCCCUACCAGCAGACUCAAGUUCCUGAAGGAGGCAGGGCGGCUCACACAAAAGGAGGAGAUUCCUGAGGAGGAGUUAAAUGAAGAUGUGGAGGAGAUAGACCAUGCAGAGCGGGAGCUUCGCCGUGGCCAGAUCCUGUGGUUCCGGGGCCUGAAUCGGAUCCAGACACAGAUCCGCGUCGUGAAGGCGUUCCGUAGCUCUCUCUAUGAAGGGUUAGAAAAACCCGAGUCUCGAACCUCCAUCCAUAACUUCAUGGCUCAUCCUGAAUUCCGGAUCGAAGAUUCCCAGCCUCACAUACCCCUCAUCGAUGACACCGACCUGGAAGAAGAUGCCGCGCUCAAGCAGAACUCGAGCCCGCCGUCCUCGCUCAACAAGAACAAUAGCGCCAUCGACAGCGGGAUCAACCUGACGACCGACACGAGCAAAUCAGCUACCUCUUCAAGUCCAGGGAGCCCCAUCCACAGCCUGGAGACGUCGCUUUAGCUGAGGCCCCUGUCGCCUGGCCAUCCUCAUGGACCUGCCGCCAUCCGCCUCCGGGCGCACACCCUUCCAGGCACCGACUCCCCGAUGCAGCAAGGAGCACUGGGCAGAACACACACAGCAGAAAGAGAACCCGGUUCCACCCACAGACCCUUUCUCUGGCUGCCAUGCUGUUUGAACUCUUUUUCACUCCUAGGUCAUGGACAGGGUUGCCCUGGGGUCAUCUGGAGCAGAGAGUGGCGUGGGUUUUGUUUUGCUUUUGUUUUUCAAAAAAUAAUAAUAAUUAAUUAAUUAUUUUAAAAAAAAGAGCCCUUCCAGGCUCCAAAGGACCAGCCAUGCACCCGCCGGCCACUAUGUCCCCAGCAUGAAUGUACCUGGACACUUUCAGCCCCCUCUCUCAUUUGGUUCUUGGAGGGUUGGGGAGGAGAGGUUUUUGUUUGUUUUCUUAGGCGGGAACUGCAAACAGACUGCUGUUCAUUCAGUUCACUGGUCUGUGAGGUUUCAAAUGCUUGCCCAGCAUGGUCUCAGAUGUCUAGAUUAAUUUAAUAACUUUUUGAAAUCACAGAGUAGGUUUGCACCAAUGGAACCCAAGAACUCCACGGACACUCAUGAGGUUAUAUCCGUUUCUUUGUAUCUAUAUCAACGUAUACUUCUUGGAGACUGUAUACGUGUAUAUAGAUAAGUAGAUAUUAUAUAUAUACAUAUAUAUAUAUAUACAUGGAUAUAUAAAGUUCCUUUGCCGGCAUGUUGCCUUGUUUCUGCUUAAAUUGCUCUAUUUUAACUUAUGUCCUAAAAGAAGAAUGUAAUUUGUUUACAAACCUGUAGAUAAUGUCUUUGGAUAUUUGUGUGGUUUAAGGACACUGGUGACUAAGAUGCUUAUGAACAGCUCGGCCCAACAGACACAUCCCCUGGAUUGCAUCCUUGAAGUUUUACAAUAGCCAUGCUCUGAUUUUUGCCUGCUAUUUCCGUUCAAUAACGUCACUACUGUGGGAAGCUCAGGCAGAAAGCCAAUGGCUCCCAAGGAUCCAUCCUGAGGAGCUAAGCAACACGCUCCACCGUAGACAAGGGAGAAGAGGAGAGAAGGCUUCCCGGGUCUGCAACACGCCUGACCAUCCAGGUCCGAGACGCCAGCGUCUGUAGUGCACCGGUAGAAGGCUUUUCUCUCAAUGAAACUCGCUUGAGUUUACAGAGAGCAUUUCAGAACUGAGUUGUCUUUGGCGCUGUCUGUGACUCGAGGUAGUGUUCACAUAUUACAAAUGCUAUUGUGUUGAUUUUUUUUUAGUUAGUAAUUUAAACAUUUCUUUCCUUAUAUAUGGCAGCAUAGGCACUGCCGACAUAUUGGAUGAGGGUCGGUACGGCUUGCUGCUUUUGUUUUUCUUUUUGAAGAAGAAUAGCCUUUUUUCUCUGCACUAUUUAGAUCCGAAUGAACCUUAUGAUGUGUACAUUGAGAUGUAUUCAGUGUGAUUUUUAAACCAAAUUGUCUUCCUGUAGUCACAAUAUAUACUGUAGCCUUUUAACAGCAAGCCCUGCUUUCCCAGACAGAAAGCCAUUCUGAUAUCUUCCCAUAUCACAGAUGAGAAAAGGUGGUUACCCCCUCCCCAACAAUAACAGCACUAGUAGUCCCACUCAAUAAGAGCUUGUCUGUCGGCCUCUUAACUGCUAAGCACUUUGUGGGUCUCAGCUUUUUUUCAUAAAAGAACUUUUGUAUUUAAUACAAAGUUUGCUUUGAGACUUUUCAGCAUACAAUCUUUUUCCAUAAACUUGUACAGUGCAAAAGACAUUUUGAAUACCAUGAUCGAUGAUGUCCCGUGCUUCGAGGGAAACCAAACACUUCCCGCCUCACUUGUGAACGCCAUCCUUCACCCCCACCUUCCCACAAUUGCUCCUCGCUCCUCAGUCUGGCCCCCAGCCCUCCUCCAGGCCCAGAGACCUCUUCACUAAACAAGAUGACAGCCACUUGGGAAAAGAGCCAUAGUCAGCUGGGAGGGCCCACGUCUGGAUGGCUGUGGAAAAAAACUUGAGUUUUGGUUUGGGGUUCAAAGUCAGCCCAUCCCACCUGGCCACAAUCUUUCUGUCAGGAAGAAUGUCUUGAAGGAAUCUGAGUGUUUCCAGGAGAGAGAGCUGCCUCUCCAGCAAUGGUGGACCAGCCCUAGAUGUACUGCUGGAUUCCAUACAGACACCAUCAGAACCAUCCCACGGUACCCCUCCAGGGAGGGAAAGGAAAUCUGGGGCAGCCUUGGAACAGGAUAGGUUUUUGGUUUGGAGUUUGUCGUUGUUAUUGUUGUUUGGUUGGUUUGGGGUUUUUUUUUAGGGGGGACUCCUUUGUCACAUUUUUCAUCCUGCCCUCCAUUCAGUCAUGCGUCUGUGACCUCAUUCCAUGCCACCAGGGUCCUUGGGCUUCGCAGCCAGGCCUCAAGGGCAAGCAGGAAGAGGUCCUCAGAGUAGAGCCAGCUUCUCCAACAGGGAGCAGAGGAAACUAGUAAGGAGGCCCGCCAUUAGCAUCAGCUUCCCGGUGUCAGGAAUGAGGGGCAGCUCUAUGCCCUUCACCCUCACGCUCAUACUCAGUCAUCCACACAUGCAUUCACCUACACAGGAGAUGGUUGGUUUAUCAGAACCCACUGUAGUACACAAAGCUUGCACCUUCCGCGCCCUAUAUCUAGCAGCAUGGGAUACGUUUGGCAGUUCACCCCACUAGGGGGUCAAUAAUUUAUGACCAUUCAUCUGUUUUUAUGAAUUUUUUUAUCUAGACAAUAAUUGUAAAUAAAGAAUUCACCGUCUCUGCUCAUUUAAUACUA